Suillus paluster is the source of this 768-nucleotide messenger RNA. RefSeq lists its product as uncharacterized. The record is from RefSeq and is a predicted model, not a curated record. Lineage: Eukaryota; Fungi; Basidiomycota; Agaricomycetes; Boletales; Suillaceae. The transcript is spliced from 3 exons. The coding region runs from base 1 to 768 and encodes 255 amino acids.
AUGCCCAACAAACCUGAAGGCGUCAAGAAGUCCGCCAAGCAGGCCAUGGAAGAAAGGUGGGUGGAAAUGGCGGCGGAGUUCGCUCGCUUACAGGAGGCCGUCCGCCUGGAGGAAGAGGAGGAGCACAAACAGAGGGAGGAGGAGAAGAAGAUCAUGGCGGAGGAAAAACAGAGAGCGGCGGUGGAGCGAAAACGCGAGGAGGAGCAGAAACAGAGGGAUAUUGCAGAAACGCGGAGAAGAGUACUGGAGUCGGCGUCAUUGGGGCAUGUGGGGGCGUCGACAGUUACUCGUCGAUCCAGCAACUCCGAAGGUCCGGAGAAAUUUUGCAGCUCCUGUGUAGAGUGGAAGAGGGACUGUACCUGGACUCAGGCAUUUAGGUCCAACAGGGGAAAGAAGCGUCAGCAGAGCCCGGCAGAGAUGGAUGACAACAUGGAGUCGAUCUCCAAUCCCCAGACCAUGAUCGUGGAGGAGGGCAGAUGGAUGGAGUAUGACAACCAGGCCUGGGUGGCCACUGCCAAUGACAUAGUGGCAGCAUUGGCACGGACCAAUGGACUUCUGGAGUGGAGUAUUGUGGCAGUGGAGGGGAGCCGAGCAGCCAUGGACAGGUUCAUGGAGGAGCAGAGGGCUUUCCGAGCCUUAUUCCUGGAAGGGAUGAGGAACGGCUUUCAUGCGGAGGUGGCGGAGGAACCAGAGGAAACAGAGGAGGAGGCGGAGGGUGGGAGUGGUGCUGGGGUCUCCGGCAGAGAUAUGGAGACUGAUGACCUCUAG